GAUCCCAGAAGCAAGCACAAAUUUAAGAUCCACACAUAUGGGAGCCCGACCUUUUGUGACCAUUGUGGGUCUCUGCUUUAUGGGCUUCUGCACCAAGGGAUGAAAUGUGACACCUGUGACAUGAAUGUCCAUAAGCAAUGUGUCAUAAACGUCCCAAGCCUCUGUGGCAUGGAUCACACCGAGAAAAGAGGAAGGAUUUAUCUGAAAGCUGAAGUCACUGGUGACAAACUGGAAGUAACAGUGAGAGAAGCAAAAAACCUAAUCCCCAUGGAUCCAAAUGGACUUUCAGAUCCAUAUGUUAAACUGAAGCUCAUCCCAGAUCCUAAGAAUGAAAGCAAACAAAAAACAAAAACCAUCCGUUCUACUCUGAAUCCAGACUGGAAUGAGUCGUUCACAUUUAAAUUAAAACCUGCAGACAAAGAUCGACGGUUAUCCGUAGAGGUCUGGGACUGGGAUCGAACAACCAGAAAUGAUUUCAUGGGAUCUCUGUCAUUUGGGGUGUCAGAGCUUAUGAAAAUGCCAGCCAGUGGAUGGUACAAGCUCCUGAAUCAAGAAGAAGGUGAAUAUUACAACGUACCAAUUCCAGAUGCUGAUGAAGAUGGAAAUGCAGAGCUCCGGCAGAAGUUUGAGAAAGCCAAACUUGGGCCAGCUGGUAACAAAGUGAUAACUCCAACAGAAGACAAGAACUCAAAUGUGCCAUCCAACAAUCUGGACAGGGUGAAGCUGACAGAUUUCAACUUUCUCAUGGUUCUUGGGAAGGGCAGCUUUGGGAAGGUGAUGCUGGCAGACAGGAAGGAGACAGAGGAGCUCUAUGCAAUCAAAAUACUUAAAAAAGAUGUGGUGAUUCAGGAUGAUGAUGUGGAAUGUACAAUGGUUGAAAAACGAGUCCUGGCGUUGCAAGACAAACCACCCUUCCUGACACAGCUUCACUCCUGUUUCCAAACAGUUGACCGUCUGUAUUUUGUGAUGGAGUAUGUGAAUGGUGGUGAUCUCAUGUAUCACAUUCAGCAAGUAGGAAAAUUCAAGGAGCCACAAGCAGUGUUCUAUGCAGCUGAGAUCUCAGUUGGGUUAUUCUUUCUCCAUAACAGAGGGAUCAUUUAUAGAGAUCUGAAAUUAGAUAAUGUGAUGUUGGAUUCAGAAGGACACAUUAAAAUUGCUGAUUUUGGAAUGUGCAAAGAACAUAUGUUGGAUGGAGUAACAACCAGGACCUUCUGUGGCACUCCAGACUACAUUGCACCAGAGAUUAUUGCAUACCAGCCCUAUGGGAAGUCUGUGGAUUGGUGGGCGUACGGCGUGCUGCUCUACGAGAUGUUAGCUGGCCAGCCUCCAUUUGAUGGAGAAGAUGAAGAUGAACUUUUCCAGUCCAUAAUGGAGCAUAAUGUUUCCUAUCCAAAAUCACUGUCCAAAGAAGCUGUCUCCAUCUGCAAGGGGCUAAUGACUAAACACCCUGCAAAACGCCUUGGCUGUGGCCUUGAAGGUGAAAGGGACAUCAGGGAACAUGCUUUCUUCAGGAGAAUUGACUGGGAAAAACUGGAGAACAGAGAGAUUCAGCCACCUUUCAAACCUAAAGUGUGUGGCAAAGGUGCUGAAAACUUUGAUAAGUUCUUUACACGAGGACAGCCGGUGUUGACACCUCCGGAUCAGCUGGUCAUUGCUAACAUAGACCAAACAGAUUUUGAAGGGUUCUCUUACGUCAACCCCCAGUUCGUACACCCCCUUUUACAAAAUGUAGCAUGA
Molecule: messenger RNA, 1737 nt
Organism: Merops nubicus (carmine bee-eater)
Lineage: Eukaryota; Metazoa; Chordata; Aves; Coraciiformes; Meropidae
Product: protein kinase C alpha type
Exons: 14
Biological process (GO): protein phosphorylation
Molecular function (GO): ATP binding; diacylglycerol-dependent serine/threonine kinase activity; zinc ion binding
Source: RefSeq, a predicted model, not a curated record